This is a messenger RNA of Closterium sp. Yama58-4, 456 nucleotides long. The record is from the annotation of a GenBank genome assembly. Lineage: Eukaryota; Viridiplantae; Streptophyta; Zygnematophyceae; Desmidiales; Closteriaceae.
AUGCCCCUCCCUAGUGCCCCGCUCUUUAGUGCCACACCUGGCAGCCUCGUCGUGCCCUGCCCUAUCACCCCGCUUGGCAGCCCCGUCGCGCCCCGCUCUAGCGCCUCGCUUGGCGGCCCCGUCGCCCAUCCGCGCCUGUCGCUCCACGCGCCAGUGCUCAACACGACCGCUCCUGCUGCCGCCACGCCUACUGCGCUCGCGCCUACCGAAGCGGCGCUCGUGCCUGCCACGCCCGCGCCUACUGCCGCCACGCCUACUGCCGCCGCGCCUGCACCCGCACUCGUGCCUGUCGCCGUCGCGCUCGCCGCGCCUGCCGAGCUCGCGCCUGCCGCACCUUUGCCUCUGCCGCUCACGCCAGCUGCGGACGCGCAUGCGCCUGCCGCCGCCUCCAGCACCUGCUGCGUCCGCACCCGUAGCUGUCGCUCCCUCGCUUACCACGCCUCCAGCAGCACCUAA